UUUAUGAACGAUGGUAGAAUCAAAGCUGUUGACCUUAUGUAUUAUGUAAAUGGAGGGUGUACACUGGAUUAUUCUGAUAUGGUCAUAGCGUAUGUGGUGUUGAAAAGUUUUAACGCUUACGACAUCCCUAACUUCCGAUGUCGUGGCCAUGCCUGCAAGACUAAUCUGCCAUCAAACACCGCUUUCCGAGGAUUCGGCUUCCCACAGUCAGCCCUUACCGCAGAGAUGUGGGUUUCUGCUGUGGCGGACGAGCUUGGCUUGCCUCAUGAUAAGGUCCGGGAGAUGAACAUGUUCCAAACAGUUAGUCUUACUCCCUUCAAAGAGGAGGUUGAUCCCAGGAAUAUGGUCGUAUGUUGGAAAGAAUGCUUGAAGAGAUCUGAUUACUACAACAGGAGAAAAGCAAUAGAGGAAUUUAAUAAGCAAAACUACUGGAAGAAGAAAGGGAUUGCCAUCAUUCCCAUGUUGUUUUCAGUUGGAUUUAAUGCCACAAGUUACCACCAGGCUUCAGCUCUGGUCAACAUCUAUUUAGAUGGGUCAGUGUUGGUGUUUUGCGGUGGAGUUGAAAUAGGGCAAGGCCUUUACACCAAGGUGUUACAGAUUGCAAGCCAUGAAUUAAAGAUACCCACAUCGUACAUACAUCUUUUUGAAAGAAGUACCAUUCCAAUACCCAACGCACUUCUCACCGCAGGAUCAAUUGGCUCAGAAGUCAAUGGUAAAGCCGUACAGAACGCUUGCCAAAUUCUCCGGAAGCGUCUUGAACCAAUCAUUAAAAAAAAUCCACAAGGCAACUGGGAAGACUGGAUUAAACAGGCAUUUGAGGAAAGCAUCAGCCUCUCAGCUACCGGUUUCUUCAAAGGAUAUUUUGCCCAUAUGGACUGGGAGAAAGGUGAAGGCCAUGCUUUACCCUACUUUGUUUUUGGCGCUAGUUGUUCCGAAGUUGAGAUUGACUGCCUGACAGGGGAUCAUAAGAAUCUUCAAACAGACAUUGUCAUGGAUGCCUGUUACAGCAUCAAUCCAGGAAUCGAUAUAGGACAGAUUGAAGGUGGCUUUAUGCAGGGACUUGGACUUUAUACACAAGAAGAAAUAAAAUUCUCCCUGGAAGGGCAGCAGUACACACUUGGUCCAGACACAUAUAAAAUUCCAGCAGUUUGCGAUGUUCCAGAACACUUUCGAAUCUACUUACUGCCAAAUACAAGAAACCCAAUUGGAAUCUACUCCUCCAAGAGUAUGGGAGAAGCUGGGGUAUUCCUGGCAUCUUCCGUGUUCUUCGCCAUUAAGGAUGCUGUGGCUGCCACCCGGAAGCAAAGAGGACUGAAUGAUGUUUUCAUCCUGGGCAGUCCCCUAAACGUAGAAAGGAUUCGUAUGGCGUGCGCUGAUCAUUUUACAGAGAUGAUUCCUAAGGAUGAACCUGAGACCUAUAAAUCCUGGGCUAUUGACAGAAACUAAAAUGUUCUGAUUGUCUUAGUAAACUGGUGCUCUAUGAUUCCAUGCAUAAUGACAGGGGGGGAAAUAUCUAAUUGCGUAUCAAAUGUUGUUCAUUUGAGCACUACUUGAUUCAAUUAAACAGGAUGUUUUGACUAACGUGAUAGAAAAGAAGGUUGAGCAGUCUUGAUGGAUUUAUUGAGACGUGUCCCCUUUAAAAGAAAUGGAGUCCAUGCUGUGAAGUUCCGGCGUGUAAAGUGGAUCACAAACAAUUGUUGAUUCCCAGUGUAUUUUGAAAAAGUUAUUUAGAGUUAUUCUCUUAUGUUUAGGUUGUAGUAGCUUUAUAUAUUGAUAGGAUUGCACUUUUGGUGACAGGUACAUAAAGAGGGAAGCAGCAGAGUGCAACACACUUCUUUUCAUUGCCAGCAUUCAACGUUGCACUCUUCUGAGCGUUAUUGAUUUUGUAAACAGUACCGAUAGCACCGUGACUUUAUAAAUCCGCAGGAGGUGAGGUUUCACAAGGGAGAGGUUAGGAGAGUGGACAGCCUGAAGGGCAACUUGGGACUGGACUGGCGAGAGGAAACACUUUACAACAGUGGAAGAAGAGCCUUCAGCUUUGAAGAAAGGGAAGGGAAACGUGAGUUUGUCAUAUAAAAGUUACUUCUUAAAAUCCUGGAUUUUAACAAUGCCUGCUUCAAUACAGGCUUCUUCCAGGCCACUUCUUGCAUAUGUUUGAAGCAGCCAGGGGAUAGUCAUGUAGAGGUGUUUUCCCCCUAAUUACACUUCAGCUCCUCCCUGCAGGUGUUAGUUUUUAACUUAGUUCUUGAAAGCACAAGAAUCACUCUGGUGCUAGAAGCAACUGACGAAACAGACUUGCUGGUGUUUGAGACCUUUGGUGCAUCUGUUCCGGGGUGCUUUUUCUCAAGAAGAAUAGCUUGCAGUCCACAACCCAAUAGCUCACUUUUUUUGUAAAUGUCAGAAAGGUAAGGAUUGUUUGGUUUUUAUUUUGUGGUUUGGCAUCUUCCCUUGUUUAAUUUGAAACAAUCACUGGAAACUUUUCAUAAGAAAGGCUAGUGAUAGGGGUUAUCUGUUAUCCCAUAAAAGGGUCUUUUAUUUGAACACAUUUGGACAUUUAAGCCUGGCACUUUUCACCAGCUGAGGUUGUUGUAUGCUUACAGUUUUGUUAUUCACAGACAAAUAAAACCACCCAGGUGUUCAUUAUUGUGUAUGUUUGAAUGCCCAAGUAUGAUUAAAAUAGAUAGGAACAAAGUA
Messenger RNA from Sphaerodactylus townsendi, 2694 nucleotides. Its product is annotated as aldehyde oxidase 2-like. The record is from RefSeq and is a predicted model, not a curated record. The coding region runs from base 4 to 1446 and encodes 480 amino acids. Gene Ontology annotation, molecular function: oxidoreductase activity; iron ion binding. NCBI's taxonomy places the organism in Eukaryota, Metazoa, Chordata, Lepidosauria, Squamata, Sphaerodactylidae. The transcript is spliced from 12 exons.